This is a messenger RNA of Trichomycterus rosablanca, 2382 nucleotides long. RefSeq names its product myotubularin related protein 6 (gene mtmr6). The transcript has 13 exons. Gene Ontology annotation, biological process: phosphatidylinositol dephosphorylation. Bases 114 to 2132 code for a protein of 672 amino acids. NCBI's taxonomy places the organism in Eukaryota, Metazoa, Chordata, Actinopteri, Siluriformes, Trichomycteridae. Gene Ontology annotation, molecular function: phosphatidylinositol-3-phosphate phosphatase activity; phosphatidylinositol-3,5-bisphosphate phosphatase activity. The record is from RefSeq and is a predicted model, not a curated record. Gene Ontology annotation, cellular component: membrane; nuclear envelope; cytoplasm.
GGGUGUAGCUUUAGUGCGGCAUAUUUUCUUUGCUUUUUUCAUGUGAGAUUUUAUCGGUUUACAACAUUUUGGCACAUAUCGGUGGAUCGCUGACAAACGGCUGCGGGCUUAUCAUGGAGCACAUCCGCACCCCAAAGGUCGAGCAGGUGAAGCUGCUUGAUCGUUUCAGUAACAAGUCCACCACAGGAACGCUGUACCUGACAGCUACGCACCUCAUCUUUGUGGAGAGCAACGCACCAAGUGCUCAGGAAAUAUGGAUCCUUCACCAUCACAUAGCGUCGGUGGAGAAGCUCUCUCUCACCACCAGCGGCUGCCCGCUGCUCAUCCAGUGCCGCAAUUUCCGGGUCGUUCACUUCGUGGUCCCGCGGGAGCGAGACUGCCACGACGUUUACAGUUCUCUGGUCCGGCUGCUCCGCCCAGUGUCGUACGACGAGCUGUACGCGUUCUCCUACAAUCCGAAACAGAACGAGCAGCAAAGGGACGAGGGAUGGCAGCUCCUCGACCUCGCGGCCGAGUUCGAACGCAUGGGCGUACCAUGUGACCAGUGGCAGCUGACCGACGUCAACAGGGAGUACAAGGUGUGUGAGACGUAUCCCAGGGACCUGUAUGUCCCCAUCACGGCCAGUAAGCCGAUCAUCGUCGGAAGCUCCAAGUUCAGGAGCAAAGGUCGCUUUCCCGUCCUGACCUAUUUUUACCAGGAGAAGAAGGCGGCGCUGUGUCGAUGCAGCCAGCCUCUCUCGGGCUUCAGCGCGCGCUGUCUGGAAGACGAACACAUGCUGCAGGCCAUCAACAAAGCCAACCACAACAACCGCUUCAUCUACGUUAUGGACACGAGGCCUAAGGUGCGGCACUCGCCGUCUCUCGUCGUCCUCUUUUUCUGUCCCCGGGUUCAGGUAAAGUUUUAUAAUCAUGCGAGUUCUCUAAAUCUGUUGCAGUUGAACGCAUUGGCGAAUCGGGCGGCGGGAAAGGGGUACGAGAACGAGGACAAUUAUUCCAACAUCCGGUUCCAGUUCGUUGGCAUCGAGAACAUCCACGUCAUGCGAGCCAGCCUGCAGAAGCUGCUGGACGUGGUGGGCACACGUGCUCUCUCAAUGACUGAUUUUCUGGAAGGGCUUGAGAACAGUGGCUGGUUGCGCCACAUCAAGGCCGUCGUCGACGCUGCCAUCUUCCUUGCAAAGGCAGUAACAGUUGAGGGUGUCAGUGUACUGGUUCACUGCUCAGACGGUUGGGAUCGUACAGCUCAGGUCUGCUCCUUGGGGGCGCUGCUCAUGGACCCCUACUACCGCACCAUCAAAGGCUUCAUGGUACUGAUUGAGAAAGACUGGAUCUCUUUUGGCCACAAGUUUGCGGACAGGUGUGACCAGUUGGACGGUGACCCGAAGGAGGUGUCUCCGAUAUUCACUCAGUUCCUGGAGUGUGUGUGGCACGUCAUGGAGCAGUUUCCUCAGGCCUUCGAGUUCAGCGAGUGGUUUCUUAUUCAGAUCCACGAGCACGUGCACUCGUGCCAGUUUGGCAACUUCCUGGGGAACAGUCAGCGGCAGAGAGAGGAGCUGCAGUUGAAGGAGAGGACGUACUCACUGUGGGCGUAUCUGAUAAGCGAGCAAAAGAAUUUUAUGAACCCCGUUUACAACCGGAGUGUGGCAGAAACGUACCUGGUCCUGGAGCCGUCCACACAGUCCUGGAACUUCAAGUUCUGGAGAAACAUGUACCAUCAGUACGACCGCUCCAUGCACCCGCGCCAGUCGAUCCUCAAACACACUUCGACGUUGAAGGACAGCAACAAGGAGUUAGAAGCCACAGUACGGGCCCUGCAGGAGAAGCUGCAGAAGUUCGGAGUAAGCACGUCUCCUCUUCACCGCCCGAAGGAGCGCGGCGUCCCCCCCCGUCCACGGUCUCUCAUCCUCGGCGCUCCUCGCAGCCGGAAGGAGGUCCAGCACGACAAGGACGAAGUGAUCUACGGCCAGGAGGCCCUGGAGGACGAGCACGUGACGGACAGCAGCGCCGGAGAACGGACCGUAGAGGGGAGCAGCGCCACGGAGAACGGAUACGCCGAGCUCCAGGGCUCGUUCGGAUCCAAGCGAGAGCCCGCUGUGGUCAGCUUGGAAUUCGGCGUCGCCCGGAUGACCUGCUGAGAGAUUCUGGAAUACAGGAGGACUGGAAUAAAUCAAAGAUUUGUAUAUUUAGGGUUAGUUAUGAGAGACACAUGAAGAACCAGUAUGAAUGUCUGUGUGAGGAAUAAACAGAAGGAUGUAAAUUCAUUACAGAUCAGGUGGUAUAAAUGUUAAUGUCCUGAAUGAGAAGUUUGUUUUUAUAAAGAUUGUUAAUAGCUCUAAAAAUAUUAAACGCUUGAAUGAAGAGAGGACUGAAACUCUCGAACUAAAA